This is a messenger RNA of Copidosoma floridanum, 6604 nucleotides long. RefSeq names its product Numb-associated kinase (gene Nak). The record is from RefSeq and is a predicted model, not a curated record. Gene Ontology annotation, biological process: protein phosphorylation. Gene Ontology annotation, molecular function: ATP binding; protein kinase activity. NCBI's taxonomy places the organism in Eukaryota, Metazoa, Arthropoda, Insecta, Hymenoptera, Encyrtidae.
UGUGAAGGUUGCAGAAGGAGAGAGAGAAAGAGAAUUUCAGCCAAGCAGCGAACGAACAAUUCGCAUCCGUGUUUGUUGCUAGUCUGUGUACAAACAUCGCGCGUGGAGAGACAUAUUAAUUAAAAUAGAAAAAAAUAUCGACUGGUUGACGUCGUUGUCACCAUCGUUGUACAUGUUUAUUACAAAAACGACUGUUUAUUGAAUUAUGGAGUUGAAUUUGUGUGCCUGCCUGCAGUAAUACACGUCUAUUAAGCAGUUAAGUGCAAAAGAAGUGGAUUAUCGAGCAAAAGCCAUUGCCAAGUACCAGUAACUAACCAUGCAACUGAUGCAACCAGCAUAACUUAUCAUUUGGUUUUUACUUAUAUUAUCUACCUAUAUAUAUCUACAUGUAGUUAAAACUAACAGAUAAUAAUGCCAAUGAACAGGCAGAAUUUAUUUGAUCAUAUCCCUCCUCUUUUCCACCCACUCUUCAAAAUUGAGGGUUGAGAGGGGCCUCAACUCAAGACUUACACUUUAGCACUUGCUACAGUCAUUGUAUCAACAAAUAAAUUAAUCAACUCUUACUGGAUAUAUUAAAAAAAAAAAAAAAAAAAAAAAAAAAAAAAACAGCCAGUGUUGAAACUUUGCUAAUUUAGUAGAGAGAAGAAAUCCAAAAGGGAAAGAGAAGACUACUUCCAGGAAAAGCGUUAGGUGUACGUGUGUCCUUACUCGUUGACCUCGUCGUACUUGCACGUGUUGAGUGAUCCAUACAUCUAAAAAAAAAAAGCAAACAGAUAAACAAGACAUUCACGUCGUGUCGUUGUGAACCCUGGAGAAGAUGGCACAUAUGUAAUUGUUGUGAUUGUAUCUCAUUGCACGUGUGUUGGUCUGUGUAAACCCAUAAUCAUCGGCAUUAUCAGUAAUAGAAUUAGUGCAACAACAACGCAGUAUAAGCCUGCAAGACGAUCAAGCUUUAUAUGUACAUACGACGAAAACAAUCAGUGUGCAGCUGUCUCUUUCUUUCAAUCUACUCUUCAAGAGCAACGUCGACGUCGACGUGUACUCACAACACACCACCAGCUAUGUAUACGUGGUAGUGCGUGGGAGUGAGUGUGCAUACCUAGUAAGCGCGAGAGAGACGAGAGUUGAUAUCGGAGCAAUCGACGAGCGAGUGAGUGAUAUAGAGCUCCCCUUAUGUCAAGCCACUCGGCGGCUGCUCGUCGGGGAGUAAGCAGUAGCAUCAACAGCAGCAGCAGCAGUUGUUGUUCAACAACGACGACAACGACGAGGAGUCGAAGGAGGAGGAGCACCAACGACGAGGACGUCAGGAGAACGAGAAAGAGAAGGAGCCGCGCCGGCGCUACUUGCAGCAACAGCAGUAGUGACGAAAAAGCCUAGUCGCCGGCUUCAACAUGAAGAAGCUCUUCUCCAAGAUCGACAACACUGCUGCAAAGGAGACCAACAGCUACCUGGGCAAGGUCUUCGUCGUCGGCCGGCACACCGUCACCGUCGAAGAGGUCCUUGCCGAAGGAGGAUUUGCCAUAGUCUUCCUAGUCAAAUCUUCAGGUACUCGCUAUGCACUCAAGCGCAUGUACGUCAACAACGAACAUGACCUUAAUGUUUGUAAAAGAGAAAUACAAAUUGCGAGUAACUUAAGUGGACACAAAAACAUUAUAGGAUAUGUAGACAGCAGUAUUACACACACAGGAGGGGGAGUUCACGAACUCCUUCUCCUGAUGCCUUAUUGUAAAACCCAAGUUCUUCAAAUUAUGAACAACAGGUUACAAACAGGAUUUAGUGAACAAGAAGUGCUUCAAAUAUUUUGCGAUACUUGUGAGGCUGUGUCUCGCCUGCAUCAUUGUCAAACUCCUAUUAUACAUAGAGAUUUAAAGGUGGAAAAUAUUUUGUUAGCUGAUUCCGGGAAUUAUGUAUUAUGUGAUUUUGGCUCGGCAACGGGAAAAGUGCUUAAUCCAAGCGUGCACGGAGCCUCCGUUGUUGAGGAGGAAAUUAAAAAAUAUACGACGCUUAGUUAUAGAGCACCAGAAAUGGUCGAUAUGUACAGUGGAAAGUCUAUAACAACAAAAGCGGAUAUAUGGGCUCUCGGUUGUUUGCUCUACAAAUUAUGUUUUUUCACUUUGCCUUUUGGAGAAAGCCCUCUUGCUAUUCAAUCUGGAAACUUUACUAUUCCAGAUAAUUCAAGAUACAGCAAAUCGCUGCAUUGCUUGAUUCGUUACAUGCUGGAACCCGAUCCAGAUCUGAGGCCUGACAUUUAUCAAGUGUCAGCAGUGGCAUUUCAAAUUUCAGGGAAAGAAAAUCUCGUUCAAAACUUACACAAAGUUACGACGCCAACGGUAGAGAACUUACCUUGCCCGCCUCUAGAGUCAGAGUCGAUCAAACGCUCGUUGUCUAUUAAAAUACCAAAAAGUGCUCCAGUAACGACUGUCGAGGGUACAUCCGUGACACCGAGACAGAGGCCCAAGGGCCAAAACGUGACCACCGGCCCUAUAAGCUUGAGUGGCCAAAUAGUCAGUCAAAUAUCCGGCCAGGGUAAUCCGCAGCAGCAACAACAACAGCUGAGCCCUGCGGGCGGUGGCAACUCCAUCUCCUACGUGCAGGUCAAUCAACAAAUCACACCCAUCAACACUCCCCAAGCUUUCCUCCAGCCGCUCCCGAGUAACAGUAGCCAGUCGUCUUUCGCUCAAGUACCAGCGCCGCAUAUUCCCUCGCCCGGCCAGUCUACCCCCUUUGGACCACCGCCGUUUAGCCAGUCACAAAGCCCGAUGUCCAGUCAUUCGCCCCUAACUCAGCAAUCGCCGGUCACAGUGCCAGACAAGAGCUCCUAUUACUUUGAUUCAAGGCCGCACGAUGCCAGACCACCAGCUGCUCCAGGAAAUGAAGAGAACCUGGAAGCCCUCUUUCCUCCUUCCGGUUACCCCGAUCCGUUCAAAGACGACGGUCGCUCCCAGCCCUGUCCUACAGGACCCGCAAAAAUUCCACCGCCAGUUGCACCGAAACCCAAUGCCUCGAAAGUCGUGCAGAAGCUGAUCACGCCUCCAGGUGGCACGGCUCCCCCGAACAAGUUCUUACCGACCGGACAGCAGCAACAAUCAACUUCCGGAUCCAUGGCUGGACAUAACGUCAUGGCACCGCCGCCCGUCACGCUGCCCAAGCCUGUCAACAAAACGGAGAGCCUCAGCCAAAACAUAAGCUCGAGCAGCUCGCCCCCCGAGAGCCCAACCGUGGGCUCUACUUCGCGGCAUCGGCGGAACGUCAGUGAUACUAGUGCGUUCAAUAAAAACGUCAAUAAUUUCAGAGUUUUUGCGAACGAGACCUCCCAGUUCCUAGCCCCUUACGAAGCGUCCGUAAAACCCCGCACCGAGGACACCUCGUCGCCGCCUGAAAUACCCGUGGACAUGAAACCCGGGAUCGGUGCAAGCGCAUCACAUGGUGAAUUGUCGAGCAUCUCUACGACGGAGAAUCGAUCGCUGAGCGUCGACGUGGCCGCCUGGAAUCCAUUCGAGGAUGCCCAGCCGUUCAGUCAACUCACGGAGGACCAUAUUUUCGGUGCCGAGUUCGACAAGAUCCGAAGGGGCAGUAACAGCAGCAUCGCCGGCGUCAAGAGCCGCGAAAGCCUCGUCAUGACCUAUUCGGACUUGCCGAAGGAUCCGUUUGAGUCGGCUCCAUUCAGUCUGCCGACAGGCAAAAAGAGCAAAAUAGGAGCAAAGACUGCAGCCAUAGCUGGAGGUGCAACCACAACGAGCAGUCCACCGAAGCACAAGCCACCCCAGCCACCUCCGUUAACGGUCCGACAGCAGCCACCGCUCCCACCACCGCUGCCACCACCAACGGAACAACCACGCGUCCCAGCCAAGCUCCCCGUGCAGUGGAGCCCGGGUAACGCCCCAAGCGCCGCUGACGAGGAGGCGUCGCUGCUCCAGCCCCAGCCGUCGACGUCCAGCCCCAUCUCCCCGCCGUUCGUCCGCGCGCCCAUCGAGGACCGGUCCAAGUACGAGAAGCUCGCCUUCAACGCGGACGAGGUGUCCAGCGACAGCGAGGACAAGGACAAGCGCCGGAGACAGCUCGCCGAAAAGAAGAAGCGCCGCAGGGUGAAGGCCGUGCUGGACCGGGCACGCAAGAGAGUCGCCGAGCACGGCAGGCACGAGCAGCACUCGGAGCCGGGGCCCGCGGACCAGUCCAAGAGGCGGGUCGAGUCGGACGAGGACUCGAUCGGCUCGGCGAGCGAUUUGAAAGCCAUGAACGACGACGAGGACGACGAGGACGGGGAGAGGGCUGACGGCGACGAGCGGCGAGCCAAGGCCGACGAGACGAUAUCCGAGAGCGCGAGGACCUGCGGUAGCUCGGCCUACCACGCGGAGUGCGAGUCCGUGGCGACUCACGAGGACCCCGAGCAGCUGAGGGCGCGUCGGCUCAAGCGCAUCCACAACCAGCUGCAGCAGCAGCAGCAACAGCGACAGGCGCCGCCCGCUGACCCGGUGGUGGGACACCAGUAUGGGGAGCAGCCUCUCUUGCUGGACGACGAAUUGGACCCGGAGUCGAAGCCCGAGCAGACUCGGGGCGACCCGUUUGUCAAGCACCAGUACAAGUUCAAGAGCCACCACCACCACCACCAGCCGAAGCAGUUGAUGAUGCUGAACGGUAACAGUUCGUCCGACGAUGUCGAGGACGAUGACGAUGACGACGUGAAAGUAGCCGAGAAGUCGGAGCCGCGUGUCCUCAAAAAUGGGCUCUGGAAGCUCGACGAGGACGUGUUUGCGCUCGCGCCUUUUCCCCGGCAGCGUAGUGGCUCGAGGAAGAGUAGCGGUGGCAGUGGUGUGGCUUGCGAGGAACAGAACAACCGAUCCGUCACUCCGGUGUCCGUGGAGACGUCGCAACCCCCAGCUGUGACCUGCUCACCGGUUAUAUCGGGCAACCUGGUGGACAUAGAUACGGGCAACGACGCUGGUGGUGACGACGAGGACGGGGACAAUCAGAGCGGCGUGACGAUACUGCACCAGCCGAGGUACGUCUUCGAGGGCAUUCCAACGCCGCCGAGGAAGAUCAGCUUCGAGCAGCCGAGCGGCGAGAUCCAGGAAAAGGACCUGUUUGGCUCGUCGCCCUUUGAGUCGAGCUUCAACAAUCCGUUCGACAGCGUGUCCUCCUCCGUGAAUCGUCAACCGGUGCCUGUCGUUGCGCAGCCGGUCGACGACGCGAAAUCCCUCUACGACUUUUCUCCCAUGUCGCCACCGGUGGUCGCUCCCUUCUCCUCCUCCUCCUCCUCGAAGUUUGGCCUGGUGACAGUAGUGAACCCGAUCGUCUCGAACUCCGCUGUGUCGUCGAACGCGAGGCUCGAGGACUCUUCGAAGGACUUGUUUGGUUCCAUACCGUUCGACGAGAUAACGUCGCUGGCUCCGAGCAACCCGCAACAGCAGAGGCCCACGUCGCUCCCCCUGACCCAAUCGCCGACUUUCGUCGACAAGGCUCUCAACACGAUCCUCUCCAGCACCCACUCGGCCCAGCUUCCUCCCAUUUGUAAUCCGACCUAUGGUAUGCCCCUGAACAAUCUCCAGAGCCAGGAGAGCUCGCAGUCGUUGUGCAUGGAAGAGGAGGCCGAGGAGAUCGGGGAAGUCGUAGGGGCCGGCAACUCGCCAAUGUCGCCCGAGCCUCUAGUCGCCCAGGACGCGUCCAAGUUCAAGAAGCACCUGCACAAGCACUCUCACCACCACCACGAGAAGCCGUCGAAGCACGAAAAGUCCAAGUACUACCUGAUCAACGAGAACCUCGGCGACAGCAUCAACGUGCUGCCCUCGAAGAUGUGUCUCUCGACCUCGUUGUCGUCCAAGAGCGCGAAAAAGUCGUCCAAAAGCAGUAAAAAGGCCACCUCGGCCGUGGUCACGGCUGGAUUCAGUAACCUCAGUUUCGAGGACUUUCCGAGCGACGAGAACAACGACGAGAGCCUCAGGCACGCGGGCACCAGGACGGCUUACGAGGUGAUCAAGGAGCCCCAGAAGCGAUUCGGCUCGCUCAAGAGACGGAGUAAUCCCUUCACGUGAGACAAGGACCGGGUGACGAUUGUGGAAGGCUUUAGGAGACUUUAACGCAAUCGAUGUCGCAAGCUAACGUACAAGUGCGAAGGAAUAAAAAAGGUCAGUGCGCGACAUUGGUUUAGUUGUUGUUGUUGCUCGCUCUGCCUUAUGCGGUAUUUCGUUUCUAGUGUUGUUGUUAUUUCAUGUGAAUUUUCCUACUUUACUUGGAUCUUUGUAAGAAACAUACACUCACCAAUAAGUGUAACGUAGAUUAUUUAUUUUUCUUAUUUUUGUUUUGUUUUGGGGUAAUCUUUUCCGAAAGAUUUUUUUAAUGCUCUAUUUCAUGAAAUCACUCUCAGCGUGCAGCAUAUGUAUUAAUCACGUCACCUUGGUACUUUGAUAAUCAUUUGGCAGCUGUGUAGAGUGUAAGAUAAUAUUGUACCAUGAAUUUUGUUCUUUUUAGUAUCUAAAAGGAAUUCUAUUUCAUUAGUUUAGAUUUUUUUUUCGUUUUUCAAGUCUGAUGUGACUCGUAAGUGGGCAAGCCCAUAAAAAUAAAUCGAGUGUCAUUCGUAUUUAUUCACAUGUGCAAACUUGGAUCAAGU